Prorocentrum cordatum is the source of this 615-nucleotide messenger RNA. The record is from the annotation of a GenBank genome assembly. NCBI's taxonomy places the organism in Eukaryota, Dinophyceae, Prorocentrales, Prorocentraceae.
UUUCCGUCGUGCCCCUUUCACCGCCUCUGGAGUAUAAUCGGGAUGUGCCGUGGCUCCAGCACACCUCCCAUCGGCACGGUCGGGGGCGAAUUCACCUCCAGAAGGGUCACCUUCCUGUGCGAGUAACUGCGUACAUGAAGGGCUCCCCGAGUGGGCUGAAGCAGGUGUGGCUUGGAGCAUGGCGCCUCGUAGCCGAUGCAUCGGCGGAGUCGAGAUGAUGACCAUCGGGGUCCGCUCGGAGCCCCGCCUUGGGGGGCCCCGCGGGGGACGAAUUCGCGCUGCCAAGGGCAGGGGGGGGGAGGCGGGCUGUUGCCGCCUCCCCGCCCCAUCCCUCCGUGAAGAGGCGCCGGCCGCGCGCUCGUGGCGCGGCCCGCGCGGGGCGCGAGGAGAGGGAGAGGCUCCGGCGUCGCCGGCUGGGGCGGGAGGCGCGGUGGGCCCAGACGAGGAGGAGGAGCGUCGGACCUCUGGGGGCGAAGGCGGCCCCGGGCUGGCGGCCGGGCCGACCUCACGGCUCGAGCUGCCCCUCGGCCCGCAGGAACCCGCCGCGCUCGGCCGCGCGCCCCCGGCUCGCCAGCAGGGCCUCCCUGGCCGCGGCGGCGAGCAGCCCCGGGUCCU